AUGCGGCGUUGCAGACACAAACCUGCAGAGAUGAAAUUCGUCAAGUUUUUAGGAAAGGGUUCCUACGGUUCCAUCCAUCUUUUCAGCAACACAAAAGCCGACGGCUCAUCGUUUUACAGCGCCGUGAAGGUUUCCGAUGAUUGGACCAUCGAGAGAGAGUUUCGAAUUCUGACGGAACUCAAGGGAUGUCGUAGAAUCGUCCAACUGUUUGAGAAGACUCUUGUUCAAGAAACCGAUCACAACGGAAACAGAGUCUACAAGAUGCCGAUGGAGUACGCAGCUGCUGGUACUCUGAGCAAUUUCAUCCAAAGAAACAGAAACUUAUCGGAUCCGGUUAUCAAAGACUUCACUCGGAUGAUUCUUCAAGGAUUGGUCUCGGUUCAUCAUCGCGGUUAUGUCCAUUGCGACCUUAAACCGGAUAAUCUCCUUCUCUUUCCGCAUUACGAUAAGGAAACGUGGGAUUGCUCGUACGAACUGAAGAUUGCGGAUUUCGGGUUGUCGUUGAAGGCCGGAGAAGAGGAAUCUGAUUGCUGGGAAAUCGACUCGCCGUUUGUGGGGACCCCUGUGUACAUGUCGCCGGAAUCAGUCGACGACGGCACCGUCGAGAAAGCCCUAGAUUUGUGGUCCUUGGGUUGCAUAGUGUUGGAGAUGUAUACCGGGAAGCAUCCGUGGUUUGGGGUUAAUGUCAAUGAUCUUCAAGGGUUUUUAGCCGACGGAAAAGCGCCGGAGAUUCCAGAGACGGUGCCGUUGGGUGCAAGGCAGUUUCUGGAGAAGUGUUUCUCAAUUGAACCUAAGGAGAGGGGAAGUGCUUCGGAGUUGCUGCUGCAUCCGUUUUUGAUCGGAGAGGUGAAGAUGGCUGAUGUCGCCGGCGGAGAGACGAGGCGGAUGGGGCUGAGAACCAGAAAACCUCCGAUGAGAUUCGAAGAUGUUAUUAUUACAAAGAAGCCAUUGAAAGUGAAGUUUGUUUCAUCUAAUCUCCCUCAGUUUAAAAAGGUAUCAAAUAAACCCCUGAAGCUGAAGAUUCUUCCUCCGAGACCCCCAAAAUCCAGUUUUGUUCCCGUUCAUUAG
Messenger RNA from Thlaspi arvense, 1068 nucleotides. The record is from the annotation of a GenBank genome assembly. NCBI's taxonomy places the organism in Eukaryota, Viridiplantae, Streptophyta, Magnoliopsida, Brassicales, Brassicaceae.